Molecule: messenger RNA, 1803 nt
Organism: Striga asiatica
Lineage: Eukaryota; Viridiplantae; Streptophyta; Magnoliopsida; Lamiales; Orobanchaceae
Source: the annotation of a GenBank genome assembly
AUGAGAAAAUGGGCUUUGGAAAGCCCAAACAAGCAAGCAACCCAGAAAUACUUUACCUUCAACGGGCCCCACGCGUUGCAAGUGCAGUACAAAUUUUACUGCAGGUCCAUAGUAACAUACAAUGCACCAGCCCCCACACAGUCCCCAUCCGCCCUAGGGGCUCAUACCUUUUCAUCUGAAUCUCAACCUUUAGAUCCUGGUUUUCUGUAUUGGCUCACCUUGUUCAUCUUUGAAUUUGAGGAGAUGGCCACUUUAAACCCUUUUGGGCUUCUGGGUGAUGACGACGCCGAAGACCCAUCGCUGCUUCUUGCUGCCCAGAAGAAAGCUCCGGCGCCGGCUCCUGCUCAGCCCAAGAAAGAUCCAGCUAAGGCUAAACCCGAGGCUAAGCUGCCAACUAAGCCAGCUCCUCCGGCACAGGCUGUGAGGGAGUUGAGGAAUGAAGGCCCUCGUGGAGGCCGUGGUGGUGCUCGUGGCCGAGGUGGCCGUGGAUACAACAACCGAGAAACACUUGACAGUGAGAAUGCAUUUGGAAACAGCAAUGGCUUUUCUGGGGGCUACAGUAAGCCUUCUGAGGAUGGAGAUGGUGGAAAGGCUUCUUCUGAAAGGCGUCCGUAUGGUGGGCCCCGCGGAGGCUUUCGUGGUGGUCGUCGUGGUGGUUUUAAUAAUGAGGAAACUUUCGAUGGCCGGAGAUUGAAUGAGUUCAAACGUGAGGGUUCUGGGCGUGGAAAUUGGGGGACCCCCACUGAUGAGAUUAUCCCGGAAACUGAGGAACCCAUAAAUGAAGUGAAGAAUGUUGAGGCUGAAAAGGAACCGGGGCAAGAAGAUGCUGGUGAUGCUAAGAAGGAUGCUCCUGCUAAUGAACAGGAAGAAGCCGAGCCCGAGGAGAAGGAGAUGACAUUGGAGGAGUAUGAGAAGGUACUUGAAGAGAAAAGAAAGGCUUUAGUUGCUCUGAAAGCCGAGGAAAGAAAAGUCAACGUGGAUAAAGAGCUUGAAUCGAUGCAAAUUCUAUCCAACAAGAAGAAUGAUGAUGAAGUGUUCAUUAAAUUGGGAUCUGAUAAGGAUAAGCGCAAAGAGGCAGCUGAGAAGGCGAAAAAGUCCGUGAGCAUAAACGAAUUUCUGAAGCCUACGAAUGGGGAGAAUUACUACAGAGGUGGCGGGCGAGGAAGGGGACGUGGCCGUGGGGGCAGAGGAAGUGUUGGCAAUGAUCACGGCUUGCGGGCCCCAGCUAUUGAAGAUGUUGGGCAGUUCCCUUCGCUCGGUGGCAAGUGAAGUGGUGCAUAAGCCCACCAGCUAAAUGGGCCUGAGUGUUACACUUUGUGCUUGUUCUUGUUGGGCCCAUUUGGUUGGUGAGGCACUAAUGGUGUUUUUGUGAGAAGUCUUGCAUUUCAGAUAUUUUAAAAAAACUUUAAUAGAAGUUUCAGAGUGUAAAUUUAGAUGUAUCCCAGGGGUUUUUGGUGCUCUUGGUGCUUCAUGAUAUGCUUUGACUCUCUUUCCAGCACACAUCUAGGUUAUCAGGCAGCCUUUUAUCCUUUUUAUCCUUUUUUUUCCUUUCUGUUUUUUUUUUGUUUUUCUUUACAUGCUCAAUUUGGGUCGAUCGGAUCAAUUUUGUCGUGGAGUUAAAAAUUCAUAAUAAUUUUGUUCCAACGUGAAAUUCAUGUUCUCUCUUUUGUUUUGGUUGCUUUUGUGUUUAUUAGGCGAGUAAGUGGUUGAUAAUGAAGUUAUAUUGUUUAUAUUUGUGAAUGGAGUUGGAGAAAACAUGCUGCAGAUGAAAACGUCCAUUUUGGAGUUGGUUUUCUGGAUGAG